This is a messenger RNA of Helianthus annuus (common sunflower), 781 nucleotides long. RefSeq names its product serotonin N-acetyltransferase 2, chloroplastic. Bases 21 to 656 code for a protein of 211 amino acids. The transcript has a single exon. NCBI's taxonomy places the organism in Eukaryota, Viridiplantae, Streptophyta, Magnoliopsida, Asterales, Asteraceae. Gene Ontology annotation, cellular component: cytoplasm. The record is from RefSeq and is a predicted model, not a curated record. Gene Ontology annotation, molecular function: N-acetyltransferase activity.
CAUCACAACCACAAAGUGCAAUGGUAACAGAUAUCACUCAUCUAUCUAUCCAUCAAAAUCUGUAUACACAUAUCCGAAACAUGCUUCUUCACGGGACCUUACCCCUCCCAUUACGAUCACCCCUCCUCCGCUUCCAAUCACUAACCACCACCACCCACCACCCCCUUCGCAAAUUCUCAGUCUCAGCAUCCCAACCCAGUUACGCCAUCUCAGACGAAGAACUCCAAUCCAGAGGCUUCAUCCUUCGCCGCACAAUCGAACAACUGAACCUGGACCACUUAAACUCCGUAUUCGUUGCAGUCGGUUUCCCAAAGCGAGACACGGACAAGAUAAGGAUCGCGCUAGAGCACACAGACUCGCUGUUGUGGGUCGAAUACGAGACCACAAAGAGACCCGUGGCGUUCGCUAGAGCCACUGGAGACGGUGUGUUCAAUGCCAUAAUAUGGGAUGUGGUGGUGGAUCCUAACUUUCAAGGAAUUGGGUUGGGGAAGGCUGUCAUUGAGAGGGUGGUGGAGGAGUUGUUGAGUAAGGGGAUCACCAAUAUUGCUUUGUAUUCGGAGCCCCGAGUGUUGGGAUUCUAUAGGCCUCUUGGGUUUGUUUCGGAUCCGGAUGGGAUCCGAGGAAUGGUGUAUUCGAGAAAGAAUAAGAAAAAUUAGAUGUUUUUUUUUGGGUUGUUUUUUAAUAAUGAUUUAAUAAUUGAGAUGUUAAGUAAAUAAGUUUGUAUGAUGUAAAGAUGCUUCGAUUAUUAUUUUUGGUAAUGAGUUAUGAUGAUUUGAUCAAA